This is a messenger RNA of Paraglomus brasilianum, 2520 nucleotides long. Lineage: Eukaryota; Fungi; Glomeromycota; Glomeromycetes; Paraglomerales; Paraglomeraceae. The record is from the annotation of a GenBank genome assembly.
AUGUCAACUGUUGGUAAUAGAAUUGUUCUCAAAGCCUCUUUGCGCACGGGAAAUGGCAUUGUCUCCCGUCGCAUACCAGUUAGGUAUACACCAGACCUUACUUUCGACGAAGUCUAUUCGUUGCUGUCAGAAGUGUAUGAAAUCGAACACUUCGUCAUUUACUAUGCUGAUGAGGGCAACGAUAGAAUACAUGUCAAGAGCGACGGAGAAUUACGAGACGUUAUCGCCCGUUUGAAGGAAACAAAUGGCGCAGAAAAUAAAUUAGUUAUAAAACUUCAGUUGGAAAAAAUAUUGAAACCCGAGCCAGUUAGUUCAGUUGCUAAUAAUACGCCCGUAGACCCGGUUCUUACGCCUGUCUCAUAUUCCAGCGCGUCUAACGAUACAGCCUCAAAUACAGAUUGUGAUAAUGUGGACGACGAUCAUCCGUUUGAACGCGUAAUAAAUCAUGUCAUGAAGAACGUUCAAGACAUCAUUCAGAAUAUCGUUCAGCCGAUAAGUGAGUUGUCUGACAACUCUGAAGAUCAACAAGAAGAGCAGCAAACAAAUGACGUCGCUACCUCUUCAGAAUCUGAAUUCCCACAGCAUUCAUCUACAUCCUCAAUACCAUCUUCGAUAACAGAGACACAGGAAGUCGCUCAACCCCCUCCAUAUUGUUCGAUACCUCCUCGAAUACCAUCACUAUCCUCCCCGCGACCUCCUCGGUAUUCCGUAAGAGUAGCCGUUCAUCAUGGUAUUAAAUGCGAUGUGUGCAAUGAGACGAUUCGCGGUAUGCGCUGGAAGUGUAAGAAUUGCCGAGACUAUGACUUGUGUCAACAAUGUAAAUCAAACCCACCAAGCGUUGGUUUUCAUCCGGCUACCCACGAGUUCCAAUCUAUCCCAUAUCCUCUCCAUAAUGUACGAACGACACAAUCCGUCAAUAUGCACUCGGCUAUUUGUGAUUUCUGCGAGUCUGUUGUCCUCGGAACCAGGCACAAAUGUAUAAAUUGUCCUGAUUUUGACUUGUGCAGUAAUUGUGUUGCACUUGCUCCAACACAACACCCGAACCACACCUUUAUGCAAAUCCAACGACCUGGCGAGCCAGAAAUAAAAAUCCUUGAUUCUGCACAGCACCCGGGAAUCAAGUGCGACCACUGCAAUAAACAAAUCACAGGAUUGAGAUACAAGUGCGGCAAUUGCUCCGAUUUUGACCUCUGCGGAAACUGUGAAGCCUCUCCCCUAAAUGAUCACGAUAAAACUCAUGUAUUCCUUAAAAUACGACGACCUACACCAAAUCCCAUCAUAUCACAUAAGCCCUUGUUACCAAACCUCUACGUUGUUCAAGAACCAACAUCUUACAAAGGACGCUACGGCUGUUACUCCCGCUGUUAUUACCCAAAAUCUUCGUCCACUUGUAAUGUCUCUUUAGCGUCUUCUCAGAUAAAUCAACCAGCAACUAAUUUGACUAACAGUAAUGAGCCAGUUGUACCUAAUUCGACACCCUCGUCUGUCAAAAGCGGAUCCAGCACGAGUAAAGCACCAAUAGCCUUAUAUGACACUAAGGAAACGCAUUACAAUCCAAUCGAACCAUUAUGGCAUGCAAGCGUCCCAAGGUCGGCGAACUUGGAUAGCCAAUCCAGCGAGCAAGAAGUACGAGAACCUUCAUCAGGAUCCUAUAAAUCUCGUUUCUUGGGAGACGUAAAUGUGCCAGACAAAACAGUCAUGGUACCCCAAGCUCAAUUCGUGAAAAUUUGGCGCUUGCAAAACGAUGGUACGGUUGCAUGGCCGGAAUCGACAAUGUUGCAAUUUCUUGACGGACAUACGAUGUUCAAUAAAUCGCUCAAAGCUGGUGAUGACAAAUUCAGGCCGAAGUUCCACGUGGGUGCUGUUGAACCUGGUCAGACUUGUGAAGUUUCUGCUGAUUUGCAAGCGCCUGCAGAGCCAGGAGAAUAUGUCUCUUACUGGCGCCUAGUGGAUGGCGAGGGUAACCGUUUUGGCUAUCGUGUUUGGUGUGAAAUCAAUGUCGAGGCAAUCGAUCAAUAUUCCAGUCUCUCCAGCUCUUCAAUGAUAUUCCCAGUCCUCGACAAUCCAGUCUCUGACAUAUCCAGUUCACGAUCUUCCAUGACAUCAGUUGAUACUGGACUUCAUACGUCUGAUGUUGAGAACACGGAGGACUCCGAUGCCGAUUCAACAGAGAUAGAAUCGCAAUGUGGAUUUGAUGCUACGGGUGUUGAGGAUUCACUCGAUCUGUUAUACGACUCCAGAUACUAUACAACCUGUGUGGAUUCUGACAACGAUGAAUUCGUUUUUGUCGAUGAUUCCGACGACGAAGAAGAGAUGGGUGCUUCCCAGGUGUUGAGUCAAGGUUCUAGCGCAGAUGUUGAGCUUCAGGACAACGCAACUCGUGAUGAGAACUCGAAGUUCGCCAACGAAUUGAGAAAGCUAAAAGAACUGGGUUUCACGGACCGAGAAAAAAAUAUCAGAUUACUGGAGCUCCAUGGCGGGAAUCUAAAGCAAGUGGAAGAAUUACUGUUUCUUAUAUGA